Helicoverpa zea (corn earworm) is the source of this 1691-nucleotide messenger RNA. Its product is annotated as cytochrome P450 4V2-like. Gene Ontology annotation, molecular function: monooxygenase activity; heme binding; iron ion binding. The transcript has 11 exons. NCBI's taxonomy places the organism in Eukaryota, Metazoa, Arthropoda, Insecta, Lepidoptera, Noctuidae. The coding region runs from base 163 to 1647 and encodes 494 amino acids. The record is from RefSeq and is a predicted model, not a curated record.
UAAAUAAAGCUCAUUACUCAGUUCGGUGCUACGAUUUUAACAUAAGUUGAUUUGUAAUCGCGAGCGGCGUUACUCGUCCGCGCCUCUAAUGGAAAUAAGAUCAAGUGCGUUGAAGGAAGAAAAUUUAGUUUUUCAUUUGAAGUUAAGAGAAUUGUGCUCGCCAUGAUUAUUCUAACGAUAAUAUUCAUAGCUGUAUGCAUCUACUGGAUAUACUGGCUUGCGCAUGCGCGACGCAUGGAUCGCAUGACGAAAUCUCUGCCCGUGCUCCCGACUCUACCACUCAUUGGAAAUGGCUCACUCUUCUUAGGAGAUACCCAGCAAAUGCUUAAGAACCUUUGGACUGUCGCGAAUUUGGCUUUCAAACACAAAAACUCUGCGAAGCUUUGGCUUGGCCCUAAAUUAUACGUAGCAAUCGGAGAUCCCAGAGACGCGCAGGUUGUACUAGAGAACUGCCUUGACAAGGAUGUAGUGUAUCGGUUCCUACGGCCUUGGCUAGGUCACGGGCUCUUCGUGGCACCAGUGAACCUAUGGAAAACACAUAGAAAAGUGUUAUUACCGGUUUUCCAUAACAAAGUAGUUGAAGAAUACUUGGGAGUCAUAGCGGAACAAGCGGACGUGCUUAUAGACCGACUCGCGGAAAGAGUUGACGGAGAUAAGUUCGAUGUACUUAAGUACAUUACUGCUUGUACCUUGGACAUUGUUUUUGAAACAGCCAUGGGCGAGCGUAUGGGAGUCCAGCAAUCACCUGAUACUCCUUACCUUCGCGCUCGUCACACAGUUAUGACGAUUCUCAACAUGCGUCUAUUCAAAGUUUGGCUCCAACCAGACUGCCUCUUCAACCUUACACAGUACGCUAAACAACAGAAGGAUAACAUCGACUUGACUCAUAAGUUCACAGAUGAAGUCGUCCAAAAAAGGCGACUGGAAUACGAAGAGAAUAAAAAGAAGAAUAUCGUCAAGGAACAACGUGAAGGAAAACUUCGUGCAGUUCUCGAUUUAUUAUUUGGCAGAGAAAUAGAGUUUACUGAUGAACAACUGCGAGAGCAUAUUGACUCCAUCACGAUCGCUGGCAAUGAUACCACGGCACUGGUCAUCGCUUACACUCUCGUACUGCUUGGUAUACAUCAGGAUGCACAGGAGAAAGUUCUAGCAGAGCAACAAACAAUUUUCGGAUCAUCAACACAAGGAGCUACUAAAGAUGACUUACAAAAGAUGCACUACUUGGAGCGAGUGAUCAAAGAGAGCAUGCGACUCUACACCGUAGUACCAAUCAUUGCUAGAAAUGUCGACAGGGAUAUCUAUUUGCCAACUUGUGGAGUCACUCUGCCGGCGGGCACAGGAGCGGUGAUCGGUGCCUUUGCGAUACACCGAUCGGCAGCGUGGGGCCCAGACCACGACGAGUUCGACCCUGACAGGUUCCUACCAGAACGUUCCCAGACCAGGCACCCAGCUGCUUUCCUUCCUUUCAGCUAUGGCUCCAGAAAUUGUAUAGGGCGUAACUUCGGCAUGCUUAUAAUGAAAAGUAUAAUAUCGAGCGUGGUGAGAUCAUACAAAAUAGAAGCCGACGACAUCGGUCCACUAAAAAUAGAAAUGCUAUUAUUUCCCAUAAAUGGACAUCUAAUUAAAAUUUCUAAAAGAACUCUUUAAUUUAGGUACUUAUUAAUAGUAAUAAAACAAUUUACCAAGACAAA